Messenger RNA from Fusarium poae, 1116 nucleotides. RefSeq lists its product as uncharacterized. NCBI's taxonomy places the organism in Eukaryota, Fungi, Ascomycota, Sordariomycetes, Hypocreales, Nectriaceae. Bases 1 to 1116 code for a protein of 371 amino acids. Gene Ontology annotation, molecular function: RNA binding. Gene Ontology annotation, biological process: maturation of LSU-rRNA from tricistronic rRNA transcript (SSU-rRNA, 5.8S rRNA, LSU-rRNA). The record is from RefSeq and is a predicted model, not a curated record. Gene Ontology annotation, cellular component: nucleolus. The transcript is spliced from 3 exons.
AUGGCACCAGAAUUGAGAAAGAGAAAGUCUGCUUCUGACAUUCAGAAGCCUAAUGGCGCUGCCAAAGCUGCCCAGCCUAAGCGAAAGGCCCCCGCCGAUGCGUCGCCUGUGUCGCUGAAGAAGCAGAAGUCUGUCAAGAAGACUGCCGUCACAACAAAGGUCGCCGAGAAGCCGGCGCAAAAGUCCAAGAAGAGCAAGCCCGUCGAGGAAGUCAAGGUCGUCGAGGAGGAGUCCACCACGCUCGAUAUCCCCGAUGAGUCCGAUUCAGAGGCUGAGGAGGGCAAGGAGGUCCAGGCGAUCGUAGAGGAGCUCGAUUCCGGCGACGAAGACAUGACCGAGGGCGACUCCAACUUCAAGCCCGGCCAGGACGUUGGCAAAAUCCCCAAGGUCUCUAAGGACGUUCAGAAGGCUGCCAAGGCCUCCAACGAGGAUGCUGGCGUUAUCUACAUCGGUCGCAUUCCCCACGGUUUCUACGAGCACGAGAUGAGGCAGUACUUUGAGCAAUUCGGUCCCAUUAUUGCGCUGCGACUCUCGCGAAACAAGAAGACUGGUGCCAGCAAGCACUACGCUUUCGUCAAGUUUGCCGAGGCCUCUACCGCCGAGAUCGUCGCCAAGACUAUGGACAACUACCUUCUAUUCGGUCACAUUCUCAAGUGCCGAGUUAUUCCCAAGGAGCAAGUCCACGACGAUAUGUUCAAGGACGCCAACCGACGAUUUAAGAAGGUCCCAUGGAACAAGAUCGCCGGUAACAACCUCGCGAAGCCUUUGAGCGAGUCUGCUUGGGCCAACAAGGUUGAGAAGGAGAACACCAAGCGCUCUAAGAGGGCUGCUAAGCUCAAGGAGAUUGGCUACGAGUUUGACACUCCCGAGAUCAAGGACGUCCCCGCCCCUGUUGCGGCUAUCGAGAACGGCGAGGCCGAGACCGAAACCAAGGCUAUCGAGGAGGCCAAGCCCGCUGAGAAGGAAGAGGAGACCAAGGCCGAGGAGCCCGCUGAGGUUGUCGAGACAGUCGUCGAGGAGACCGAGGUCGUGACCAAGUCCAAGGCAGCCCCCAAAGCAAAGGCUGCAAAGGGCAAGGCAACAAAAGGAGGCAAGGGUCGCAAGACCAAGGCUUGA